This is a messenger RNA of Dermochelys coriacea (leatherback sea turtle), 3806 nucleotides long. Its product is annotated as RING finger protein 145-like. The coding region runs from base 186 to 2207 and encodes 673 amino acids. Gene Ontology annotation, cellular component: endomembrane system; endoplasmic reticulum. Gene Ontology annotation, molecular function: zinc ion binding; ubiquitin protein ligase activity. The record is from RefSeq and is a predicted model, not a curated record. Lineage: Eukaryota; Metazoa; Chordata; Testudines; Dermochelyidae. The transcript is spliced from 10 exons.
CCCCACGGGACAGCCCCCAGUUGAGCCCCGCCCCCCAGAGAGCGAGACCCCCCAUCCCUACCACCUCUAGGGGAGGGAGACCCCCCGGUUGAGCCCCGCACCCCCAGGGGAGGGAGACCCCGAGACACCUGCCUGCACCCUAGGGAGAGGCGGCUCCCCCUGCCCUCGGCCCCCCCGGGCCGGCCAUGCCUCGGCUGGAGGAGGUGGCCAACGUGGCACUGCGGGUGCCCAGCGUCGUCCUGCUGGAUCUGCUCUACCGCUGGGACGUCCAGGCCUUUGCCGAACUGCUCCGGGCCAAGCAGGAGGAGGCCCCGUGGCGCCGCCGCGCCCUCUGGCACGCCUACUACCUGGGCCACAUGCUGUGCGUGGUGGUGCUGCUGCUCCCAGUCAGAUCCCUGGUGAGACUUUAUCUCUAUGGCCUGACACUGCUGCUGCUGUUCGAGGGGCACCAGAUGGCCAGGGACUACAUGCGCCAUGAGAUGGAGUAUGAGUUCCAGGGGGCUGUGUACCAGGACCCUGUGGUGCUCAGGCGCUUCAUGACCACCCUGACAGGCCAGAUCUUUGUGAGCACGCUCUGCGCCCUCCUCAUGAAGACCAAGCAGGUGUGGCUGUUCUGUGCCCCGCUGCUCCCGCUGUUGGCCCGGUUCUGCGGCCUCCCCCUCCAGGCGCUUCCCGUGGUCAACACCUUUGCCACCUCCGUCACUGUGGUGGAGGUGCUGUACGUGGCCGCCUCCCACCUGCUGGCUCCCUUCCAUCUGGCCGCUGCGGUGUGCAGGGAGAUGGCUCAGGGACUGGAGAUGUACAGGCUGGUGGCACUGGCCAUGUCCCUCUGGAGCCAGCUGGCUAUCCCGGUGCUCUUCCUUGUCUUCUGGCUGGUGCUCUUCACCCUCCAGAUCUACUCUUUCCUGGCCUCUUCCAACAGCCUCCUCGCCCAGCAGGGGCUGCUCUUCAUCUUCCUCAGCAGCGUGGCAGAGUGCUGCGGCACGCCUUACUCCCUCCUCGGCCUGACCUUCACUGUCUCCUACCUCGCCCUGGCUGUGCUCAACCUUUGCAAGUUCUACCUGCUGGGCUACAAUGCCUUCCAGAAUGGCAACGUCAUGCACAGAGGGGUGACGGAGGGCGUGACACUGCUGCUGCUGGCUCUCCAGACGGGGCUGCUGGACCUGCAGAUCCUGCAGAGAACCUUCCUCCUCAGCAUCAUCCUCUUCAUCGUGGUGACGUCAACCCUGCAGUCCAUGAUCGAGAUAGCCGACCCCAUCGUGCUGGCGCUGGGGGCUUCGCAGAACAGGAGCCCUUGGAAGCACUUCCGCAGCCUCAGCUUGUGCCUCUUCCUGCUGGUUUUCCCCUGCUUCAUGGCGUACAAAAUCGCUCGCUUCUUCCACAUGGACUUCUGGCUGCUGAUCCUGGUCUCCAGCUGCAUGCUCACCUCCCUGCAGGUGAUGGGCACCCUCUUCGUCUACGCGCUCUUCAUGAUCGAACUGUUCCAGGAUGCGCCCCUGGAGAAGACGGACGAAAUCAUCUACUACGUCAAUGCGGUGAGCCGGGUGCUGGAGUUCCUGGUGGCCGUCUGCGUGGUGGCCUAUGGCACCUGGGAGUCCAUCUUUGGCGAGUGGAGCUGGAUGGGCGCCUCCGUGAUCAUCAUCCACUCCUACUUUAACGUGUGGCUGCGGGCCCAGUCGGGCUGGAAGAGCUUCCUGCUCCGCAGGGAGGCCGCCAAGAAGAUCAACUCGCUGCCCAGGGCCACCAGCAGGCAGCUGCGGGACCACAACGACGUGUGUGCCAUCUGCUUCCAGGAGAUGAACGUGGCCGUGAUCACCGACUGCGGCCACUUCUUCCACACGGGCUGCCUCCGCAAGUGGCUGUACGUGCAGGACACCUGCCCCAUGUGCCACCAGCCGGUGAAGCCCUCCGCCACCGAGGGACCACAGCCAGCCGGGGGAGAGCAGGCGGAGCCGGAGCCCAUCCCAGAGGAGGGGGCGCCUGAGAAUGCAGAUGCCGGGGCUGCGGGAAGAGCAAGGAGCCCAGACCCCAGCAGAACCGCUGAGGGCAGGGAGUCCAGCUGGCAGGAGCAGGAGAACCCAGCACUGGCAGAGCCCAGCAGGGCCGGACUGCUCCCAGAAGCUGUGCCCCAUGGGGAGGGCGAGCCCAUGGACCCCGCUCAGAGCAGGACUCCCCAGCCAGUGUCUCGAGGGGGCUGCACUCCAUAGCCGCGUGCCAAUCUGGGGCACACAGCCCUGCUGGGAACCCCGCCCCCUCCAGAGUGGGGCAGAGAACAUGGAGCGGAGGCAGGAGCCGGGGCCAGCACGGACUUCGACGGCCGCCACUGCCUCUCUUAGUGUUCAGCCUGCAGCGCCAGCCCCCCACCCCCGGAGCCUGGGCUGGCGCCUCCCUGCAAUCCGAGUGCGCAGCGAGUGCCAGGCACGGCCAGUGCCAGCAGAGAGGGCGUGACGGCCGCUGCCAGGCGGGGAAGUGUAACUCCCGGUGUCCUGCCCUGGAACACGCCCACUUAGCCCCCAGAGGACGGGCCUGAGUCGCCCUUUGGCACCUAUCUGCAGACUUGCUGCAGCUCCGGAGUCCCCAGUGCAGUGUGCCCACCCCGUACGCAAUGCCGGAGUGCCCCCUGCUGGGAAGAAGCAAGCAUGGCUUUUAGAAAGCCAGCAGGGCCCAGCCCAGCCCUGCUCUGGCUGCACAGAAACAACCGGGAGGCACUUGGAUGGCUCGGUGCUGUAUUAUGAACGGGGAUCACCGGGCUGGGCUCCCCACGGGUACAGAAUGGGGGGUGUUACGGCUGGCUCCCUGUCACUUGGCUGCUGCUGCUAAGCUGGGUGCCAGAUCUAUCUGGGCUCUGCCCCAGCGCAGGGGUUCUCAGCCAGAAGGCAGCCGGUGGCACCUGCCCUUUCCUUCUCUCUGCCGAAUUGGGAGAGGCCGAGACACCCUGGCCUGCUGGCUCUGGCAUCCUGCAGCUGCUUGGGACCAUGUGCAGGAAGGGGGAAGGAACCUGUCUGGGCAGGCCCUGUGCUCUCCAGGCCGGGCCUGUCUGCGGUGGGAGGUGGCCUGUUGCACCACUGCUAUUACAAGGCUCCUGGGGGGACCUCGGCACCUCCCAGGAUUGGGCCCUGGGCAGGGCAGUGUCCCUUUCCCUCUGCUGGUUCAGCCUGCAGCAUCCCCCGCAGAGCCUCUCCCUGUAACAGGCCGGUUCUGCUCUGAGAGGAGUUCACCCUGGCAGGGGAGGGGCCAGGCUGCUGUGACACAAGGGCGCAUCGCUGUGCACGAACAGCAGCCAUGUCUCACCCCAGAGGUGGCUGCAUAUCAGUGGUAGGCAAAGCAAGUACAGGCCGUGAAGUCUCCCCCAUUCUGUACUCUGCCCUCUGUGAAGUAUUUAUCUAGCACAGAUUGAUGUCCCUUUCCCAUGCAAGGCCCCAAGGGAAUGUGAUGGAACUUGAAUAGAAAAUCCCUUUCGUUUUUAAAGCCUCAGGGAUUAGUAAUUCCAAGGAAGCUGUGACUUCUACCGGAGAUGGACGGGCCUUCGUACAGCUGGGCUGGGCAUGUCUGUGCAGCGUGUAGGAUCCAUGUGGACGCGAGGUGUUUGAUCACUGUCAGCUCUCUUCCCUUUGGAAGGGACCCAAUCCGGCUAAGCAGCCUUAUUUGUGUUACCUUUGGGUGAUCAAAGCACCUGGAAUAUGCAGAUUCCCAUUCAAGAUGUGGCGCUGUGGGCUGUUUGCACUCGGACUGGCGACGUCCUGUGAGGUGGACACGGCAAACAGCACAGAGUGGCUAUGAAAGUGCAAUUAAAAACACGGAACAUU